This is a messenger RNA of Dicentrarchus labrax (European seabass), 3380 nucleotides long. RefSeq names its product TraB domain containing (gene trabd). The transcript is spliced from 10 exons. Lineage: Eukaryota; Metazoa; Chordata; Actinopteri; Moronidae. The coding region runs from base 123 to 1214 and encodes 363 amino acids. The record is from RefSeq and is a predicted model, not a curated record.
UGUCAUUUUCAGCCAUACCGGCCAUACUGUCACUGGUUUCAGCAGAGCUCUGUCCUGCUGCGCUGGCGAAGAGCACACACUGACAUACACUGGCUGGCUUGCUCGCUUCCAGUGAUUGAAACAUGGAUCAAGACAACAAUCCAGAGAAUGUGUCCUUCAGCCUACCAGAGAAUCCUUCAGGAGAGGGACUGCCUGCUCUACCUGCAGGGAUCUCGGAUAGUGAAGCAAUGGAGAUGCUUUGGCAGCUGCGAGCCCAGCGCCGCCAGCCGCCCUCUGAGCUCCCAGAGACAGUGUCCUGUCUUACUGCCCCUGAUGGCAGCCUCCUAUACCUGGUGGGCACUGCCCACUUCAGUGACAGCAGCAAGAAGGAUGUGGCCACGAUAAUCCGCGCUGUGCAGCCAGACGUGGUGGUGGUGGAGCUGUGCCAGUACAGGGUGUCUAUGCUGAAGAUGGACGAGAAUACACUGCUGAGAGAAGCCAAAGACAUCAACCUGGAUAAGGUUCAGCAGGCUAUCAAACAGAAUGGGUGGAUGUCUGGCCUGAUGCAGAUUCUCCUGCUCAAAGUCUCAGCUCACAUCACGAAGCAGCUGGGCAUGGCUCCUGGAGGAGAGUUUAGGGAGGCCUUCAAAGAGGCAGGACGGGUGCCGUUCUGUAAAUUCCACCUUGGCGACAGGCCGAUCCCUGUUACAUUCAAGAGGGCCAUUGCUGCUCUAACUCUGUGGCAGAAGGCCCGCCUGGCAUGGGGUCUUUGCUUUCUGUCUGACCCCAUCAGUAAAGAGGACGUGGAGAAGUGCAAACAGAAGGACCUGCUGGAGCAGGCCAUGUCAGAGAUGAUCGGCGAGUUUCCCACUCUCCACCAGACCAUUGUGGCUGAAAGAGACGUCUACCUCACACACUCGCUCCGCCAGGCUACACGCUGUGUGGAGGCCCCCCCUGAUGCCCAGAAAGUGCCUGCUGUGGUGGUAGGAGUUGUAGGGAUGGGUCAUGUCCCUGGCAUAGAAAAAAACUGGGAGAAGCAGCUCAACAUUAGCGAAAUCAUGAGUGUUGCACCUCCCUCGCGUUUUGGCUGGGUGUUGCGCACGGUCCUAAAGGGUGUGAUGAUGGGAAUGCUGGGAUACUCUUGCUACCGUGCUGGAGGGAGUUUAGGCCGAACCCUGCUGACUUUACCUGGAGUCCAAUCUUUACUGGAAACUCUGCGGCCACCCCCUGCUUGACCCCACUGGUCAUCUCUAAGCCAUCAAUGACCCGACAGUUGAUCUAUUUAAACAAUGCAUCUAUCACCAAUGGCCUUAAUAAACCCAGAGGUGAGGCUGGAGGAAAGGUGUCACCAGCCCACAGUAUGAACUAACAAGGACCUCAGAGAGUUAAGAGCCUCCAACCUUGUAUUGAGGUGUCCCUGUAGACACAGCAGGGCUGUACUGCCAAAGAAACCAUGACAGUACUUUUUUUUCCUUUUUUUUUUCUUAUUUUGUGCAAAUCCUGCAUUUUGUUAGGUUUUCAAAUGCCAAUAAUUCCUUUUGAAUAUAUUUCCCCCCACCACCAUUCCUUUUUAAAUGACUUACAGAGCUUUUAUUUGACAAGUAUCAUCAGUUAUCUUCAGUCACCUGCCCUGAUAUGACCGAGCCUCUUCCAAGAUGCACACUUUUCUAACGUUGUCUCCUUAGUCCUUUGUCCUUUUUUCUGCUACCAACCAGUAUUUCUAGUAAAUGGCCCAUUUCAAGUCUAGCAGUUUAUAAGAGACUGGUUGAGUCUGGUACUGUACAUGCAGCCAAUGGGAAGGGAAAGUAAAGUAAAACAUCAAGUCAGUCAUAACUAUAAUGAACAAAUUACAAAAAUAUAGUGUAGGAACUCUAUAAAAACCUUCAGUUGUUAUAGUUGGUGGAUAGAGUGACUUCUGAAUUGAAAGGUUGACUAUUAUUUUCUGUUCUUUAAAAAUCUACAAUUUAAAAUUCUUCAAAACUAGCAAAAGACAAAAUUGAUUUAUUUCCAGUGUGCGCAGUCCUGCCCACAUCAACAGACAAGUGCCUCACAUUGCAGCAGUAAGGGCUAAUGGUGAACUAAAUGGAAUGGGGGGGAAAAUGUGUUAUAUGCAUCUUACACAUACUACAACUAAACGGUCAAUGCAAGUUUAUUUAUAUGAUAGGCUUAUUUUAUAAAUACUGCUGCCCCGAAUAUAGAUCUCCAGUUUGUGUUGUCUUGGUUUCAAUUGAAACGGUACCAUAGCCCCUUGAUCACUCACACAUUCAACAGAGACCUGAUGCAGGGCAGGCUUAAAUGUGCCUCAGGGUGAGCAAAGCAUUGAUCUUGUGAUUUGUAUAUUCGAUUGUACAUCUACUUUGAGGCAUCUUCACAUUUUGGCUUGAACUGGCUCCAUCUCUGAGUAAGGGGAACAUGCUUGACACAAAAAAUAUGCAUCUUGUACAGAAAUCUCUAAAAACCGCCACAUGGGAACAUCUGUCAUUCAGCGCACCAGCUGUUUGUACUUACAUACGAUAUAUGCAUUGUCAUUUUACCAGUUUGAUUGUAAAAUGGGUAUCGAGAUGAUGAAAAAAAAAAAAAAAAUGAAAUUAGUUUCAAAUUUAAGAUUUGAAUUUGACCAUAAUAAUUUCCAGUGAAAUUUCUUAUGGACGUGUUUUUGGCUAGUAUGAAGGAAGGCGACAGUUAAGGUUGGUCAGAGUUGGGAGGUCAAGCCUUACACUGCUAUCACUGCUGCCUUUGACCCUCAGAUUGCCUCGAUCUGCUGAGGCAUUGACCUGUGUCCAUAGUAUAAAGCUUCUAAUUGCAUGUGUAAAAAUUGGCUACAUGACAUCCGUGGAACUUUGUUGUUUGGGAAAUGUCCCAAUAAAUCCAACGUGUUAUUGAUAUUCUACUAUUGCAAGGUUAUAUAUAAAAAUACAUACAUUUCCAGGUAUUUCCAAAAUUUAAUUUUAAGUGAUUUAAUGUACAGUAGUCAAAUUAUGUAGAUGUAUUUAUAAGAGCUAUAGAAGGAGGUUAUUUUCUGACCUGAUUUGAGACUUUAUUGAAUGACGCAGUGCCAUUUCAUCUGACGCAUAAACUCAGAUAACCUGAGCAAGUAAGUCUAAGUCUUCCAAUUGGUAAAAUUAUGCUCUUUUACGAGAUAAGUAUAUUGGGAAAGUGAAGAAAAUAUGUAGUCAUACCUCUCUGUCCCUCAACAGUAUAAUACAGUAUCCCUUCCCACAUCAUUUCCAAAGGUUUAAUCUAUUGUAUGUUUGAGAAUUGCCAAGAGAAAACUGUAUGAAUUCCUGUAUUUGUUGUAAAAAAUUGUUUUUCCCCCAAACCCUUGUGUGAUAUUGUCAUUGUUAGCAAACCAAACAUUCAAAUCAUAACUUCUGUAAUGAAUUAUUAAAACAUUUUAAGUA